Molecule: messenger RNA, 321 nt
Organism: Sphaeroforma arctica JP610
Lineage: Eukaryota; Ichthyosporea; Ichthyophonida
Exons: 3
Source: RefSeq, a predicted model, not a curated record
AUGCUGCCCAUUGCGAAGAAUGCCCUGAAGCGCGCCAAAACUCUGCGGCACCCGAAUUUUUUGAAAUUGCUGGACAGUUUCGAGACCGAGGUGUCCAUCACCAUGGUAACCGAGUACUCCGUACCGCUUGCAGAGCACAUUUUAACACAGCAGCCGGGUGCAACUGCCAAAGCACACGCUCAGACAAAUGCGGACAGCACCAGCGACCAAGAACCCGACCCCACACUUACAAUGACUCCCAAGCAGAUGCAGAUAGAGUGCCAAUGGGGGCUGCACCAGAUUCUGAAAGCCUUGGUAUUUCUAAACAAUGAUGCCAAAACG